Molecule: messenger RNA, 3525 nt
Organism: Colletotrichum graminicola M1.001
Lineage: Eukaryota; Fungi; Ascomycota; Sordariomycetes; Glomerellales; Glomerellaceae
Product: histone deacetylase domain-containing protein
Exons: 2
Coding region: 1-3525 (1174 amino acids)
Cellular component (GO): nucleus
Molecular function (GO): histone deacetylase activity
Source: RefSeq, a predicted model, not a curated record
AUGGCCUCUCCACUCAACAGGACGCCAUCGCGGCGCCAGUCGAUGCUGAAUACACACAAUGACGGCGAUAAGGAUCUUGCGCAUUCGCUCAAGCAGCUGUCGCUCUCGGCCUCUCCCGCUGGCAACUCGCCCCGCACCUCGAGCGUACUCUCGCCGUUGAGACCGGCUGUGAAUCGGAACUCUCCAGCGCCGAGUCCUCGAGUGCCGUCCCGAAGCCCCUCCUUUGUGAGAGAACUCUCCCGGUCCCGAUCCUCGACCCCAACGCUCCAGCGAUCCUCCACGCCAACACUCCAGCGCAAGACGUCUACGAGCUCUCUGCACUCGGUGGCCGGCUCCUCGAGUAGGACGCCGAGCAGAGCUCCUUCGCGGCGGACCAGCAUGGCGCACACAUCCUCUCCCAGCAUCAAAUCGCCCCUGCGACCGAGCCUCCCCGAAUACAUCAAGCCCCCACCUACGGCAAACUCGAUUGCUCGCGACUACUUCAAGACCGAGCUGGACGUGCAUCAUUCUCCUACUUCAACUCGCCCAACCGAGGCUCUGGUCGUACUACACGAUGCUUGCUACGGACACCGAUUCUCCCGCCCCAAGACCUCCCGAGCUGCCCUCAGCACCAUCGUCGAACGACCCGAGAGAAUCAAGGCCGGCGUACUGGGAGUCGCCAUGGCGUACGUACGACUUGGCGAGCGACAUUGCGACGGCGCAUACGCACUGCACCCGAGCCUGGAUCCAUUAUCAAUUCCGACUAUUCCGUUUCGCAUUUACAAGACCGAUCGGAGGCUGCCCCUGACAUCGCCGGCCGUCACCAAUGUGCAUGGUACCAAGUGGAUGGAGGAGCUCAAGAUGAUGUGCGACGUGGCUGAGAUGAAAUUGGCAACGGGCGGAAAGGAGCUUCAGCGACCAGAAAUGAACCGAGGUUCAGAGGGACCGCCCGCCAAGUUCCACGAAGGUGACUUGUACCUUUGCUCGGAGUCACUCGAGGCCUUUGAGGGUGCGCUGGGUGCCGUCUGCGAGGCCGUGGACAGGGUCUUCACUUCAGGUCCUCGUCGAGCGUUUGUCGCAGUACGCCCGCCGGGGCAUCAUUGCUCAGCUUCCUACCCGUCUGGGUUUUGCUGGAUCAACAACGUUCAUGUGGGAAUCAUGCAUUCCAUUCUCAACCACGGCUUGACUCAUGCGGCCAUUAUCGACUUCGACCUUCAUCACGGAGACGGCUCACAGGCUAUUACGUGGGCACACAACGCGCGCGGAGUCAACGCUGCCAAGAACACUGCUGCUUGGAAAAAGGCAUCCAUCGGCUACUUCAGCCUUCAUGAUAUCAACUCCUACCCCUGUGAAAUGGGAGAUGAAGAAAAGGUCAAAAAUGCGAGUUUGUGUAUUGACAAUGCUCACGGCCAGAACGUCUACAACGUCCAUCUGGAGUCAUAUGGCUCUGAGAAGGAGUUUUGGGAGCUGUACGAAUCCAGAUACUCUGUCAUCCUGGAGAAGACGCGCAAAUACCUAAAGACGCAAGCAGCUCGCUUGAGCUCCUUCAAUCUCCCGCCGAAGGCGGCCAUUUUCUUCUCGGCAGGGUUCGAUGCCAGCGAGUGGGAGACGAAGGGCAUGCAGCGUCAUAAUGUGAACGUUCCCACCGAGUUCUAUGCCCGCAUCGCUCAGGAUGUUGUCAAAAUCGCUUCGGAGGAAGGCUUAGGAGUGGACGGACGGGUGAUCAGUGUGCUCGAAGGUGGUUACAGUGACCGUGCUCUGUACUCUGGUAUCUUCAGCCAUUUGAGCGGGCUUUCAGGGAACCAGAUUUCAGAAGAACCGACUCGAGGUCGUUCGUCGUUCGGCCACGAGACGGGGCAGAAGGCUGGGGCGACGUACAAUGGCCAAAGCAUUCCACAGAGCCCAUCUACGUCCUCUCUACACCCAUACAACCCGGCUUGGUGGUCGAGCUCUGAGUUGGACGAGCUCGAGGUGGCCAUGGGCAACCGACCGCCAAGCCCCAGAGCCGUCCGGCACUCAACACCGCCGACUUACUGUACCCCGACUCAGGCGUCGAUCGGUAAGGCUGUAGACCCUGCCAGGAUGAGACGGAUAGCGUCCGGUCUGUCGAACGGAAUAACAUAUGCUCGGCCGCCGACACCGCCCCCUCCGGACGUUCACUGGACUGUUGCAGCUCAUGAGCUGAGCAGGCUACUCAUCCCGUCAGAUCGUCAAGUUGACAGCUGCAAACCCGAGGAUCUCAACGCGGAAGCAACUAGGGCUCGGAGGGAUAUGCAGUCGAUCCUCAACCCCGACCUCGUACCACCAGCGCCUGCACCUGCACUCGCUCCGGUCAGCAGGCCAACCUCGCGCAUGUCGCUGAGAGAGCGCAAACCAACGAAACCGGGCAUGUACGUCGACGCAGAUGAGGAUGACGACAAACGGUCCAAGAACCGACGGAAAACGGUGGCGGGGCCGCCUGCACUCUCUUCGGACAAGGCUGCCGCUCGAGGCAUCACGUCUGAUACGAACGGAGCAGCCAAGAGGCCCGGCCGUCGCCUUAGCGCGGUGUCGCCGGUGGCUUCGAAUGCUUCAGAGAUGGUCCAGGGGGCUAACAGGGUUGCGGGGCCCCGACCUGAUACCUCGAUGAGCGUCCGACCAGAUUCGGCCAUGAGUGUGAGGACGCAGGGUGGUUCAUCCCUGACUGUGAAGAAAACAAGGAUGCCCGCUGCCAAGAAGGAUGUCCCCAAGACAACGAGGACGGUCAAGAAGCCGACCGCGCCGGCGAAGCCGUCUCCUCCGCAGCAAAGCCAACCGUUCCGGGCCCCUCAUCGGAAGCCAAGCCCAGCCGCUGCGUCAGAAGACGAUAUGGAUAAGCUGACGGCCGGCAUGAAGAAGAUCAAGAUCAACCUGAUCACCAAGACACAGAAGGAAGAGCGCGCCAAAGCAGCGCAAGCCAAAGCAGCAACGCCACCUGCGGCCGCAGAGGCGAACUUUUCUCUGGGCGAGAUCGCGACCCCCCCUGCAUCCUCGCCCGUGGCACACCCGACCGUCACUCCUCCGCAAGAAGAGGCCUUCACUACACCACCGGCGCAGCCCCCGGCGUUCGAGGAACGGUCCUUACCGGCUGCUCCGACUGCCUGGCCCGAAGUCUCAACCCCGGUAACGGAGCAAAUGCCCGUGGCCGUAACACCCGACCCCCGUCAGUUUGAGCUCCCUGCCAGUUCGCCAGUCACAUCGCCAGCAGUAGCGACGCCGUCAGGCUCGGACGUGUUCAUCAACUAUCAACCAGAGGGGCCGGCUGCCGUAUCCAUCACGCCGCAAGAACCCCUCAAGUGGCUGCCGCCGAACACGAACACGCCGGUCAAGACUUCUCCGCCCAAGCCGUCGCCCGUCACAUCAUUGCCCAACAAGAAGUCGCCGGCCAAGAUGGCGCGCGCAGAUCUACCGGUAUUCUCGUCAACCUCUGCAAUCCCGUUCGCGUCGCAGAAGCUCAGUGGCAUGCCGGAGGUGAAACAGGAACCGGCAAAGUCGGUCCGGGAAAUCCCCGAGACUCCGCAAAAAUGA